Messenger RNA from Perca fluviatilis (European perch), 773 nucleotides. It is a transcript of the gene smim12, whose product is annotated as small integral membrane protein 12. The transcript is spliced from 2 exons. Lineage: Eukaryota; Metazoa; Chordata; Actinopteri; Perciformes; Percidae. The record is from RefSeq and is a predicted model, not a curated record. Bases 186 to 458 code for a protein of 90 amino acids.
AGUCACAGGACAGUAUGGAAAAAUGUAGUUCAAACUUUGACCUGUGCAGGUCAGUAAUACGCUUAGCAGCGUUUACACUGCCGGGAUUAUAGAACAAGAAGAAGAAGACACACGGAAAUUGCGUAGCUAUAUCCAGUGCUGCACCAACGUGCUAACGCACCCGGGAGCGGAAGCGGUGUGCAGUCAUGUGGCCUCUAGUUUGGACGGCGGUACGGACCUAUGCCCCUUAUGUGACCUUCCCUGUUGCCUUUGUGGUGGGGGCAGUGGGCUACCACCUGGAGUGGUUUAUCAGGGGGACCCCUAAACCUCGAGAGGAGAAGAGCAUCCUGGAACUGAGGGAGGACAGGAAGCUGCAGGAACAAGAGGGCAUGGACAGCACCCAGGUGCUUAGCCUGAAAGAGAAACUGGAGUUCACACCUAGAGCAGCUCUGAACAGGAACAGACCGGAAAAGAGCUAACCUGUGUUGGUGUGAGAGACUUGCGUUUACCCUUUCUCAGCAGGAGGCUAAUUCAUUGGAGGCAAAAGGGGGUGAACCAGAAGGCAAAAUACACCCUUUCUUCCCGUUUACCUCAGCCAUACAUCCUCACUAAUGCAUCAGCUUGCCUGUGUAAAUAUUUGCUACUUUUAAGAAGCUAGAGGGUAAUUAAAAAACACAUACUUUCACCAAGUCAAAUACAGCUUAUAUGUGCUGUAUGUAGGGCUGGGCAAUAUAUCGAUAUUAUAUCGAUAUCGUGAUAUGAGACUAGAUAUAGUCUUAGAUUUGGGAUAUCGU